AUGUCUCUUUUUAUCACUGUAGGUUCAACUGGUUUUGAUGAUUUGAUAAAAGAAACAACAUCAUCUGCAUUUCUUGAGUCUCUUGCAUCCAAUGGUAUACAUAAAAUACGCUAUCAAUAUGGCUCAUCCGAGUCUAUCUUUAUCCAUCAACUACAAGCAUACCAUGGACCUGUAUUGAAUAUAGAUGGUUAUAGCUACAAACAGUCCAUUACUGAAGAUAUAGAACAAGCAGACAUGAUGAUCAGUCAUGCAGGAUCUGGUACUAUUUUACAAGCAUUGAGGCUAAAUAAGAAAUUGAUUGUGGUUGUUAAUCUAACUUUGAUGGACAAUCAUCAAUAUGAACUUGCUCAUGCCAUGGCAGCCGAGAAUUAUGUUAUUUGCAGUGAUAUCAGUCAAUUAAAGACAACUAUUCAAGAGACGAAUCAUUGCGUAUUAAAGCCAUUUCCUAAAGCAAAUCCAAAAGCAUUUACCUCUAUAGACUAUCCCAUCAUCUAUCUUACAACAACGACUUGUAGUCAACCUCAAUCAUCUGAUUUUAAUGAACAAGUACCUCCUCUUCAAGUGUAUGUGUCUACUUCCAGUUCAAACAAACUCCCUGGACCCCAUCAAGGCAUCACAGUGGAAAAUGGUCUGAAUGGAUUAACCCAAUGGCAAAGUGAUGGUACUUCUUCACAAUUAUGGAUAGCUGUAGGUGCACCUCCUUUACAGGGUAGUUGGACAGGCAAUUGGACAUUUGAGAUUGGUGUAUCCACCCAUCAACCCAUGCAUGUUGUCUAUACCAACAAUCAACCUUAUCUUUUAUUAGACGAUACAGACAGAAACAAUGCUUUGUUUCUAUCGAGUCCCUUUAGUGGAACAGCACCCAAUACCAGUCUUUUGAUUGCCUCUCAUUUACCAACAGAGCUGUCGUAUUCCCUUUGUGCUAUUCGACUGAACACAGUGCCUAAUUAUGCUGUCAAUACAACCAUCACGACACGCGGAUAUACCAACACCACAAAGCAACAAUUCAUGGUGUCUAAUCUAGUCCAAGAUACGACCUAUACUGCUUAUAUGGCACAGACAACACAAGGGUUAACAGGUAUUACAAUGCCUGUCUCUGUCACGACCAAGAUGGAUGCCAAUUGUCGCAUUAUCUAUGAUUUACCUUUCUGUAACCAAGUGGCCUACAGUGUUCCUAUCAACCCAGACACAUUCAAUACAGACAACCAAUGGGACUUGGCUUACCAAUACGAUACACAGGCACUUGAGAAAUUCGAGCCAUUCUCGGUUGCUCUUUCUCAAUUCAACUGUGAAACUACACAAUAUUCACUUGUUCGAAACUGUACAGAUUGUUAUCGAGACUACAAGGCAUGGCUAUGUUCAGUCACGAUUCCUCGAUGCACAGAUGCCUCUUCAAGUGGUGAUUUAACACAGGGCACAGAUGAUGUAGUGGCUGCUCCUGCAUUACAGGAUAUCUCGGUCAAUGCAUCCCGUAAUCCUUGGGUAGAUAACACAUUAAAUCCAGGCGAAUGGACUGAAUUGUUGCCUUGUAUUGAUCUAUGUUACCAUGUAGUCCAGAGUUGUCCUCCUUUUAUGCAGUUCUAUUGCCCUACGGGUGAUUUGGCUACUGUUCAAUAUGGAUACUGGCAACAGGGCACAGUCCAUGUGAAUAGUACCACAUCCAAACCAGUUAGUCAUUAG
Molecule: messenger RNA, 1680 nt
Organism: Gilbertella persicaria
Lineage: Eukaryota; Fungi; Mucoromycota; Mucoromycetes; Mucorales; Choanephoraceae
Product: stretch-activated Ca2+-permeable channel component-domain-containing protein
Exons: 6
Coding region: 1-1680 (559 amino acids)
Biological process (GO): calcium ion import across plasma membrane
Molecular function (GO): protein binding; hexosyltransferase activity; calcium channel activity
Source: RefSeq, a predicted model, not a curated record